Messenger RNA from Mauremys reevesii (Reeves's turtle), 1206 nucleotides. Its product is annotated as serine/arginine repetitive matrix protein 1-like. The coding region runs from base 1 to 1206 and encodes 401 amino acids. The record is from RefSeq and is a predicted model, not a curated record. Lineage: Eukaryota; Metazoa; Chordata; Testudines; Geoemydidae. The transcript has 3 exons.
AUGAUGCUCCGACCGCCCUCCGCGGACCACAGGCACAAGCGACACUCCCAGUCCCGAUCACGCUCCCGACGGAGGUCGCCUUCUCGAUCUCGGCACCGUUCGCCGUCCCGGUACCGGUCGCCAUCCCGCCGCCGGUCAGAGUCCCGGUACCGUUCGUCAUCUCGGUACCGGUCGCACUCCCGGCACAGAUCCAGGUCCCGAUCGCCAUCGCGUCGGCACCACCGGAGGUCUCCAUCCCGGCGUCGUUCCCGACAUCGCGAUUCCCGCAGCCUCUCCCGGCACUGCAGAUCCCGCUCCCAGUCGAGCUCCCGGCACCGGUCGAGCUCCCGGCACCGCGGUGGCCGACGGUCUCGAUCACCGUCCCGGUACCGGAGGUACUCACGCCAUCCCUCGGUACCGUCUGCGGAGAGGCUACCGCCUUCAGCGGUGCAGUCUGUCAGCGCCUCAGCGCCUCCUUGGCCAUCCCGCCCGGCAUCCGUGGCCUCUGGCGUGGACAGCACCGCGCAUCUGCCACCGACCCCACAUGGCGAUCCUCAGGGGUCUCAACAGUGGGGCUUCUGGGUUCCAUGGGCCCAGCAUGAGGCGCAGGGGGUACCGUUUCCCCUGAGAGACUUGGCCGCCGAGCGCAAGGUCCCCGAGGCGACGGUUAGCCGGCCAGCUCCUUCUCCUCGUCGUGAGUCCCCCAUUCCACCGGACCACAAGUCCUCCACGCUGCGCGAUCCAACCGAGGCACAGUCAACAGCCACUGCGGCGGAGGCCGUAGUGCAGGGCUUGUCCUCUUCAUCCUCCCCGGACGAGGCGGUGGCCGGCGCUUCAGCCAAGGAUCCGCCGCCUAUUGACCUGAAGGCCCAUCAGGACCUGCUUCGGCGACGGCCAUGGAUCUCCCAGUGGCGGAGAACAAUCCAAAAGAACGCCACUACGCUCUGGCAAACUCCUGCAUCCAUUCCUCCCACGGCCCGCGGGGUUGAGCGUAAAUACUCGGUUCCCCCGACGGGAUACGAGUACCUUUAUACCCACCCGACCCUGGACUCGCUGGUGGUGCAGUCGGUUAACGACCGCGAGAGACACGGUCAACCUGCCCCUGCGCCUAAAUCCAAGGAUGCUCGGCGCAUGGACCUGCUAGGCCACAAGGUCUACUCGGCAGGCAGUUUGCAGAUGCGAAUUGCUAACCAGAUGGUCCUCCUCGCCAGUCUCGACAACUCGUGA